UUAAUUUUUUAUAUAAAAAGAUAUUUGCUGCUUCAAUUUCUUCAUUUUUAUCAAAAUUAUUGGGGUUCUUGUUGUUUCCCCUAUAAAUUCUUUGCCUCGUGCGCCUUUGGAUUUCAGUUUCUUCUACUUUCUUGAGCCUCCUUGUACUGUUUCUUUGAGUUUGGGUUCCAUUUCUGCAGCUUUUAUCGGAGUUUAUUGGUACGAAUACAUUCUGUUUCUACUGAUACAAAAAUGGUGAUGAAAACGAAAGGGUUGAUUGAGGGCAUUUUCCCAGAUGAGCUAAAGAAAAUUCUUCGGUCUGUUGCAUCUGAGUGGGGAGAUGUGGUGGAUGAUAUGGAUUCUUUGGAGGUUGUACCGUUGAAGGGAGCUAUGACUAAUGAGGUUUUCCAGAUAAACUGGCCAACAAAGAGGGGUGAUGUUAUUAGAAAAUUAUUGAUUCGGAUUUAUGGUGAAGGUGUUGAAGUUUUUUUCAAAAGGGAUGAAGAGAUUAGGACGUUUGAGUGCAUGUCAAAGCAUGGACAAGGGCCUAAGCUUCUUGGUCGGUUUGAAGAUGGCAGGGUUGAAGAGUUUAUUCAUGCUAGGACACUAUCAGCUGCUGACCUUCGAGAUCCUGAAAUCUCUGCUCUUGUAGCAGCAAAGAUGAGAGAGUUCCAUGAUCUUGAUAUGCCUGGUCCAAGGAGUGUACUCCUGUGGAGCAGAAUGAGGGAUUGGCUGGCUGAGGCCAAAAGUUUGUGUACUGCUAAAGAUGCAAAGAAAUUUCAUCUGGAUAAUCUUGACGAGGAAAUCAGAAUGCUAGAAAAGUGGCUGUCACUAGACUAUCAGGAUAUUGGGUUUUGUCACAAUGACCUGCAAUACGGUAACAUAAUGAUGGAUGAAGAGACGAGAUCAAUCACCAUAAUUGAUUAUGAGUACGCAAGUUACAAUCCUGUUGCCUAUGAUAUUGCAAAUCACUUCUGUGAAAUGGUAGCAGAUUAUCAUUCUGAGACGCCACACGUUUUGGACUAUAGCAAAUACCCAGAUUUGGAGGAGCGUUACAGAUUUGUACACACGUAUCUAAGCUCAUCAGGCAGUGAACCUAGAAAAGACGAAGUGGAACGGCUAGUGGAUGAUGCAGAAAAGUACACUCUUGCAAACCAUAUCUUCUGGGGCUUAUGGGGAAUAAUCUCAGGUUAUGUGAACAAACUUGAUUUUGAUUACUUGGAGUAUGCAAGGCAGAGGUUUGAGCAGUACUGGUUGAGAAGGACUCAGCUGUUGGAAUCCUAUGUUGCUCAUGCAAAUGGUUAUGUUGAAGAUGCUACAUGAUGGAUUCAACAUGUUGUAACUUUGUAAUUGCAGACUUCGCUUUUGAACUCACAUAAAGUCCUCUAUAGAAAUCAGUCUGUAAUAUAUUGGAUAACUGUUUGUUUACUUUACCAUAUUAGGGUUUUUUUUUUUUUUUUUUACUGUUCA
Messenger RNA from Manihot esculenta (cassava), 1449 nucleotides. Its product is annotated as probable choline kinase 1. Gene Ontology annotation, cellular component: cytoplasm. The transcript is spliced from 8 exons. The coding region runs from base 232 to 1302 and encodes 356 amino acids. Gene Ontology annotation, biological process: phosphatidylcholine biosynthetic process; phosphatidylethanolamine biosynthetic process. The record is from RefSeq and is a predicted model, not a curated record. NCBI's taxonomy places the organism in Eukaryota, Viridiplantae, Streptophyta, Magnoliopsida, Malpighiales, Euphorbiaceae. Gene Ontology annotation, molecular function: choline kinase activity; ethanolamine kinase activity.